Corapipo altera (White-ruffed manakin) is the source of this 3232-nucleotide messenger RNA. It is a transcript of the gene TPST2, whose product is annotated as tyrosylprotein sulfotransferase 2. Gene Ontology annotation, cellular component: Golgi apparatus. Gene Ontology annotation, molecular function: protein-tyrosine sulfotransferase activity. Gene Ontology annotation, biological process: peptidyl-tyrosine sulfation. The transcript is spliced from 7 exons. The record is from RefSeq and is a predicted model, not a curated record. Bases 1338 to 2453 code for a protein of 371 amino acids. NCBI's taxonomy places the organism in Eukaryota, Metazoa, Chordata, Aves, Passeriformes, Pipridae.
GCUCGGAACGGUACUCGGUGCACCGUACUGGGUGCUCCGAACGGUGCAAGGUGCCCGGUGCAGGAUGCUCGGCGCUGGGUGCACGGAGCGGUGCUCGAUGCUCAGAGCAGUGCAGAGUGCUCAGUGCGGGGUGCUCAGAGUGGUGCAGGGUGUUCGGUGCUGGGUACACAGAGCAGUGGCCGGUGCAGGGUGUUCCAUGCUGGGUUCACGGUGCUGGGUGCUGGGAGCAGGAUGCUCCGUGCUGGGUUCACGGGGUGGUGCUGGGUGCUGGGUGCAGGGUAAGUUCUGUGCAGUGCAGGAUGUGCUGAGAGUGCUGCAGGGUGCUUGGUGCACGGUGCAGGAUACAUGGCAGGUGCCACAGGGUGCUCAGCACAGGGUGCUCCUUGUGCCUUUCUCCCCUUGUUCCUGCUAUCUGGCACCCACUCCCCAUGCCCCUGCUCCCCUGGCACCUUCCUGGCAGCCCAGCAUCAGCCCGGCCAUGCCCCCCAUAACCCAAGCAUCACCAUACAGAAGGGCAUCCAUAGGCAGGGACUGUCCAUCCAUCCGGGUGUCCAGAGCUGAACUGGUGUCAGCGCUGCCCUCCCCUGCCAGGGUGAGUGUGGUGGCCCGUGCUGCAGUCAGCUGAGCAGGUGAGUGUUGGGGGCAACCUGCACCUUCGGGUCUUGGUCAGCAUCAGCGUCUGCUGUUGGCACCAGAGAUGUUUGCAGUGCUGAGGCCGGGGUGGCCGUGGGGUGCAGAUCCCUUGGCAAAGGGGGUGCAGGUGGGUGCCCAAGUGGCUGCGUUGGCACCAUGCAGCCCAUCCAAAACACUGACACUGUCCUUGGCUGUGCCCAUCUGUCACUUGCCCUGUGUGGCAGGGAUGUGACAUCCACGCUGUGUCCAUAGCAAGGUCAAAUUCCUUGGGACUCGUGGCUGGAGUUGCCAUCCCAGCACUGUUGGCAGUGUGUCCCAGGAUGGGCUGCGUGAGCUGGGCUGAUGUCCUCCAUGGGCAAAGGGGGGUUUGCAUCACACAGACCUUUGCUCUGACCCUUGAUGUGUUUGUUUGCACACUCAGGCUCUGUCCAAAAAACAUCUCACAGCUUGAAACCCCUUAACUUGCCUCCCUUUGCCAGUCAGAGCCACCCUGCCAGCUGCUUGGGUGCACUGUGGGGUGGCAAGUCCCCCCUUGGCACAGUAGUGCUGCUCCCUUCUGCUCAGGCACCAAGCAAGGGUGUUCUGGAGGUUGCAGCAUGAAGCUCGGCUAGCAGCAAAAUGACCUUAUGGGGGCAAGAUGCCCAUGGAGUUGGACACUCGCUAGCUGAGAGCUGAAGUCCCCAGCCUGUGCCUAGGAGAGCAGAAUGCGGGUCACUAUGCGGAGGGUGCUGCUGGUGCUGGGCUCGGUGGCCGCCUUGAUGGUGACUCUGCACCUCGGCCAUCAGGUUCUGGAGUGCCAGCAGGUCCUGAGCGAGAGGAGGCACAGGCUGAUGAGACCCGAGAACGAGGAGCUGGUCAUGAUGGAUGCCAACCACGUCGAGUACCGUUACAGCAAGGACAUGCCCCUGAUCUUCAUCGGGGGGGUCCCACGCAGCGGCACCACGCUCAUGAGGGCCAUGCUGGACGCCCACCCCGAGGUGCGCUGCGGGGAGGAGACCCGCAUCAUCCCCCGCGUGCUGGCCAUGCGCCAGGCCUGGUCCAAGUCCGGGCGGGAGAAGAUGCGCCUGGACGAGGCGGGGGUGACGGACCAGGUCCUGGACGCCGCCAUGCAGGCCUUCAUCCUGGAAGUGAUCGCCAAGCACGGCGAGCCCGCCAGGUACUUGUGCAACAAGGACCCUUUCACGCUCAAGUCCUCUGUCUACCUGUCCAGGCUGUUCCCCAAUUCCAAAUUCCUCCUGAUGGUGCGGGACGGCCGGGCCUCAGUGCACUCCAUGAUCACACGGAAAGUGACGAUCGCGGGCUUUGACCUGAACAGCUACCGGGACUGCCUGACCAAGUGGAACAAAGCCAUCGAGGUGAUGUACUCCCAGUGCCUGGAGGUCGGCCGGGCCCGCUGCCUGCCCGUCUACUACGAGCAGCUGGUGCUGCACCCCGAGCAGUCCAUGCACAACAUCAUGAAGUUCCUGGACAUCUCCUGGAGCAACACGGUGCUGCACCAUGAGGAGCUCAUUGGGAAGCCCGGCGGGGUGUCGCUUUCCAAGAUAGAAAGAUCCACAGACCAGGUGAUCAAGCCGGUGAACAUGGAGGCGUUAUCUAAAUGGAUCGGGCACAUCCCAGGGGAUGUGCUGCAGGACAUGGCCCACAUCGCCCCGAUGCUCGCAAGGCUGGGCUACGACCCCUAUGCCAACCCCCCCAACUACGGCCACCCCGACCCCCUGGUUGUCAACAACACACACAGGGUUUUAAAGGGGGAUUAUAAAACACCGGCCAAUCUGAAAGGUCACCUGCAGGUCACUCAGAACACGUCAUCUUCUCACUAAGAAAAUUAAUGAUUUCCAGAACGUUGCAAAUGGCCUUUUGUUGCCCAAGAAGGAAGAGUUUGCGCUGGCCCAUGGAAAUCGGUUCUCCAAGCAUAUUGCUUGCUCCUACUGUUGCCAAAUGACUGCGCUCCAGGAAUGUAUUUGCAUUUAUUUGCAAAGGCCAAACGUGCUCCACGGCGGGAAUGUCCUCGGCCUCUCCCAGCGCUCCGUGGGAAAAGCAGCUGUGGGAAUCCAGGCUCAGGGGUGGCGGGAGGAGGUUCCGUGUGUGCCGUGGCCAGAGGACUCGUUACAUCUCGCGUCAGUGUCUUGUGACGCCGUUCCCUGUUCCUGGGAACAGCCCUCCCAGCACUGCUGUUCUGUGUUCCUGGGGUCAGGAACAGCCCCCCUGGUCCUGCUGUUCUGUAUUCCUGGGGUCAGGAACAGCCCCCCUGGUCCUGCUGUUCUGUAUUCCUUGGGCUAGGAACAGCCCCCCUGGUCCUGCUGUUCUGUAUUCCUGGGGUCAGGAACAGCCACCGUGGUCCUACUGUUCUGCAUUCCUUGGAUUGGGAACAGCCACCCUGGUCCUGCUGUUCCCUAUUCCCCGGGUGGGGAACAACCCUCCCUACUGUUCUGUAUUUCUGGGGUUGGGAACAACCAUCUUGGCCUUGCUGUUCCCUAAUUCCAGGGUUGUAAACAGUAAUCCUGGGCCUGUUGUUCCUUAUUCUCACUGUUGGGAUCAGCCAUCCUGGUCCUGCCAUUCCCUGUUCCCAGGCUCAAGAACAGCCGCCCUGUCCCUGCUG